AUGAGCAGCAUUCUGUUCGGCUUAGACGAAGACAUCGUCGAGGACCUCGAUAGUGACGACUUCUCUAAUAUCGACCCUGCCCUUUUGGCCAUGGAUGAGAACAACCUUCUGGCGAUAGAUUUAGAUGGCGAAGAACAAUCGGUUGAGGCGACACUUGGUAACGAAGAGGACGAAGAGGUGGUAGAUGCAGCAGAGGAUACAGUGACACCGUGGCUAGACAAUGUCCACUCCUCGAUGCAGUCGAUUCGCCUCCAUGGAAUUAGCCGGAAUACCCAAGACUGUUUUGAUGCAUAUGUCGCUGAGACCCAGUCACAGUCACUACGCCCACGCCCACGAAGAGACAACAGUGGCCAUAACAGGACAUAUGUCGAUCCUACGUUAUGCAACCAGAUGCUUGCUGUCUUCGACUCGGAUAGGAACGAGGCUGAGUUGGCUUUAGGACUCGGGUCAUUCUUCAAGAUUGUCCAUCCGAUCGAUCGAUUCUUCCCCGGCUAG
Messenger RNA from Pseudogymnoascus destructans, 495 nucleotides. RefSeq lists its product as uncharacterized. The record is from RefSeq and is a predicted model, not a curated record. The transcript has a single exon. The coding region runs from base 1 to 495 and encodes 164 amino acids. Lineage: Eukaryota; Fungi; Ascomycota; Leotiomycetes; Thelebolales; Thelebolaceae.